Molecule: messenger RNA, 1254 nt
Organism: Neurospora crassa OR74A
Lineage: Eukaryota; Fungi; Ascomycota; Sordariomycetes; Sordariales; Sordariaceae
Exons: 8
Coding region: 1-1254 (417 amino acids)
Source: RefSeq, a predicted model, not a curated record
AUGGUCCCGCCGCUUGUCAGCACCCGACGGAACGACAUAAAGAUGGAAGAAUCAGAGUCAGGCGAGGAGCCCGUUGCCGGCAUGGUUAUUAGCGUCAUUCUUGCCAUGAUCUCUCUGGUUAUCAUCUCCAGUUUUCUGAUGGUUUUCGCCAUCUACGCCGAUUCCUUUUUGUUUGUGUUUGCUACUGCCAUACUCCAAUUUGGCUUCGGUGUUGAUAGCUCGGCGUCCAUCUGCGAGUCGGCUAUUUUACUUUGUCUGGCCUGCUACGUCACAACAAAGUUUAUCAUCCGAUCUGGAUGCAAGAAACUCCGGAUACACUCCAAGCUCUAUCUUUUCAACACCAUUGUGGUACUUGGCGCUUACUGCGUUGUUGUGGUCCUCAAUUUCAUUUAUCGUAUCACAAAGAUAGAACACAAACAGUGCAUAAUCGGAAUGGAGAGAUAUGCCAUGAUUCCACUCAUUGUCUACGACCUGCUCGUCAAUCUCUCAGCAAACUCGGGGAAACAGAAGACUGAAGCUGGUGGCCAUGCGGACCCUUAUUGGUUGCAUCUGCACACUCACCAGCAGCGUCGUCAACCUAUCAGUGCUCAUGGGUUUGAAUGGCGAACCUGGAUGGUCUUAUUCAGCGCCAUCGUCAUCCAAUGGGUAACUUCACGGGACAGCAUCGCUUCGAACAACAACAUCGACUCUCAGACCAUGUCGCAACAAAGACACAGUAACCACGGCGAGGAUGUCUACGGUCUCCGAAGAUCACGACAACAGGCCAACGGGGUGAUGCUAGAGCAGAAGAACAACUCAUCGGCAAAGCGUGCCAGUAUCAACAGUAGCAGCCUUUCACCAAGGCCCACCCCAAGCACCAAGCCCAUAGCAGACGAUAUAGGGGAAAUUGCCCUAGACAGCACGGAUCCGAUGGAGUUGAACGACACAUUGUCAAGCAACAACGCCAACAACCCCUUCAACGAAGACAACCUGAAGCGAUCCGCAACCGACGACUCAGACGAGAUACGCAUGAUAUCACUGAGUCCCAGGAAGAGGGGUACCAGUGACUCGAUAUCACCGCUAGUGCCCACCACCCAGAUCUCCCCGACAGAGGUGCGCAUCGACGUUGACUACGGAUCCAGCCUCACCCAAGCCAGCGAGGCGGAAGGGGUCAAGCUGGGAAACUGCGUCGUGAUUGCAACAGGUGGCCGCAGUGACGGAUGGAGGCGCGGAAGGAGUUCGUCGCGAAGAUACGAAGAUAGCAGUGACCCUUAG